Oryza sativa Japonica Group (Japanese rice) is the source of this 3707-nucleotide messenger RNA. Lineage: Eukaryota; Viridiplantae; Streptophyta; Magnoliopsida; Poales; Poaceae. The record is from RefSeq and is a predicted model, not a curated record.
GAUUAUUCUCAGCCACAUUUUACCACAGGAAUUUGCUGGGGUUUUGGCGUUCCUUCCUCUUUUAUAUAGGAGUAGUAGUCGACAGGUCCCAUCUCGAGUUUUCAUCCUGAUUUGAUGGGAUUUUCGGCAUUUCUCGCGAUUUUUUUGCACUUGUUGAGUUGGUACUAGUACAAAAGUAGGAGUACUACUACUAGCUAGUAGCUGCCGCUGCAUGCAUCUGCGGAGUUUAGUUGGGACGUCGUGGUUGCGAAUUAGGAUGGUGUUACUGUCAGGUUUCGUUGGCCUGAUGUUGCUGAGUGGCAGAUGUGUUAUUUGUCUCUAGUUUGAUUGAUUUUGAUCGCACAGAGCCAUUGCUUGAGCACAAAAGCGACUAGCUAGGCAGGUUGUUAGAGGCAGAAGAAGUAGGUACAAGUAAACGAUACAAAUGGGGUGAUCUUCUUUUCUGAAGAACUUUCAUGUCACUUGCAUACUGUUACCGUCAAAUUUGGCCAUCUGUUUCAGUUUUCAUUGAUCCAACUUUCAUUAAGCAACGGAGUAUAGAGAACCGGAGUGAUUUGUUUUCUUGAUAUUGGGGAAUUUUCUGAACCCCAUGUACCAAACUGGGCAUGCAUAUGCAAACACCCAAAACCUCGUGCUUCAAAAAGAGGAAUAAAUGAUAUCUAACAUCAUAAACAAUGUUGCUGCUGAUUAUCUUGAAGACAUGAUCAAUUUCGGAGGAGUACUCUGUGCAGUUACCCUUGUGGUGUUGCUCCCCUUCUUAGAGGCUGCAGAUGGAAAAUCUACUGAUCCUUCAGAAGUCAGUGCACUUAUGGCUAUCAAGGGAAGCUUAGUUGAUCCUAUGAACAACCUCAAGAAUUGGAAUAGGGGAGAUCCAUGCACAAAAAAUUGGACAGGGGUCUUCUGCCAUGAUUUGGGUGAUACAUAUCUUCAUGUAACAGAACUGCAACUGUUUAGGAGGAACCUCUCUGGAAAUUUGGUACCAGAGGUCAGUCUUUUAUCUCAGCUGAAAAUAUUGGAUUUUAUGUGGAACAAUUUAACAGGCAACAUCCCAAAAGAGAUAGGCAAUAUCACUACGCUCAAACUUAUAUUAUUAAAUGGAAAUCAGCUCUCUGGUCUUUUACCAGAUGAGAUUGGCAACCUUCAAAGCUUAACAAGGUUACAGGUUGACCAAAACCAUCUAUCCGGCGCAAUACCUAAAUCAUUUGCCAACUUAAGAAGUGUGAAGCAUCUUCACAUGAAUAAUAAUUCAUUAAGUGGGCAAAUCCCGUCCGAAUUGUCCAGACUGAAUACACUUUUGCACCUCCUUGUUGAUAACAACAAUUUGUCUGGGCCUCUUCCUCCAGAACUAGCUGCGGCAAAAAGCUUGAAAAUACUUCAGGCUGACAAUAAUAACUUCAGCGGGAGUUCCAUCCCUACUCUGUAUUACAACAUGUCCGGACUAUUUAAACUGAGUCUUCGAAACUGCAGUUUGCAGGGUGCUAUUCCUGAUCUGAGUGCCAUACCUCAACUGGACUAUUUGGAUCUUAGCUGGAACCAGCUGACAGGAUCUAUCCCAACUAAUAAGCUUGCUUCAAAUAUCACUACAAUUGAUUUGUCACAUAACAUGCUUAAUGGAACUAUUCCAUCGAACUUUUCAGGGCUUCCUUAUCUUCAGCUAUUGUCACUUAAAAAUAAUCUUUUAGAUGGUUCUGUUCCCUCGGAAAUUUGGGCUGGCGUCAACCCUAACAGAAACGGAAGCCUUGUACUGGACUUCCAAAAUAAUUCUCUCAAUAUGCUUCCAGCUGAAAUUAGUCCUCCUCCACCAAAUGUUACUGUCGUGUUAUAUGGAAAUCCUAUAUGUGAGAAUUCUAGUGAAACUCUGAUAAUCAACCUUUGCCGCCUCCAGUCAAUAAACCUGGAAAAAUCUAAACAGGAAACAAGCACUGCCAUGGUUUGUGGAGCUUGCCCGACAGAAAAAAAUUAUGAGUACAAUCCUUCAUUCUCGGACCAAUGUUUUUGUGCGGUGCCACUUGGAGUUGGACUUCGGUUGAAGAGUCCAGGAGUCACAGACUUUCAUCCAUACGAAAAUGCUUUCAAGAUUGACCUAACUUCUUUGUUGCAGUUGUUUCCUUACCAGCUAUAUAUUGAGAACUACAUAUGGGAAGUUGGUCCAAGGCUAAAUAUGCACCUAAAGUUAUUUCCAAGCAAUACAAGUUUGUUCAACAUGUCUGAGGUUGUCCGACUCAGACACGUACUUGCUGGAUGGGAAAUUACACUUUUAGAUGUAUUUGGUCCAUAUGAGCUUCUCAAUUUCACACUUGGUUCCUAUGAAGAUGAAUAUCCAAAUCUAGCUUCAUCAGGUUUAAGCAAAGCUGCACUGGGUGGUAUCUUGGCAAGCACAAUAGCUAGUGCUAUUGCACUUUCUGCAGUAGUUACUGCUCUUAUAAUGAGAAGGAAUUCAAGAACUAAUAGAAUUUCAAGACGUUCAUUGUCGAGAUUUUCUGUCAAAAUUGAUGGGGUCAGAUGCUUCACAUAUGAAGAAAUGGCUUCUGCUACAAAUAAUUUUGAUAUGUCAGCUCAAGUUGGUCAAGGAGGUUAUGGAAUAGUCUAUAAAGGAAUUCUAGCUGAUGGAACAAUUGUUGCAAUCAAAAGGGCACACGAGGAUUCUCUUCAAGGUUCAACAGAGUUUUGCACAGAAAUAGAGCUGUUGUCUAGAUUGCAUCAUCGCAAUCUGGUUGCGUUGGUUGGUUACUGUGAUGAAGAAAAUGAACAGAUGCUAGUUUAUGAAUUCAUGCCGAAUGGCACUUUACGUGAUCAUCUUUCUGGAAAGUCCAAACCACCUCUCGGUUUUGGUUUGAGGCUGCACAUUGCAUUGGGUGCUUCAAAGGGAAUUCUGUAUCUCCACACCGAUGCAGAUCCUCCUAUAUUUCACCGUGAUGUUAAGGCCAGCAAUAUUUUGUUGGAUUCUAAAUAUGUCGCCAAGGUAGCUGACUUCGGUCUUUCGAGGCUUGCUCCAGUACCAGAUGUUGAAGGGGCUUUACCAGCUCAUGUCUCCACCGUUGUUAAGGGCACCCCUGGGUAUCUUGAUCCAGAAUACUUCCUAACUCAUAAAUUGACGGAUAAAAGUGAUGUGUACAGCCUUGGGGUUGUUUUUCUUGAAUUGUUGACCGGGAUGAAGCCUAUUGAGCAUGGUAAAAACAUAGUGAGAGAGGUAAAAAAAGCUUACCGAUCAGGCAAUAUAUCUGAAAUCAUGGAUACCCGGAUGGGCUUGUGUUCUCCAGAGUGUGUGGAUAGCUUCCUCCAACUUGCAAUGAAGUGCUCUCGGGAUGAGACUGACGCUCGGCCAUCCAUGACAGAGAUUGUUAGAGAACUUGAGCUCAUCUUGAAGAUAAUGCCAGAGGGUGAUCUUAUCCAGCUGGAAACUCCACAGACAUACUCAGGACGUGCUAUGAGCAAGGACCCUAUGAGUAAAUCUACAUCAAAUUCAACAAAUGGGAAUUACUUGGCCUCAUCUCAAACUUUUACUAGUGUUGAUGCAAGUAGUAGCGGCGUGCUUUCUGGGAUGGUGAGUCCUCGGUAAUGUUAUGGUAGUUCUAAACAUGCAGCAAUACUCUGUAAUAUUAUGGACUUCACACUUUCAUUUGUCAAUGAACCAGCCAGCCUUGCUGGAAAAUGCAAUACAUGAUAGUAACAAUUGAUAAUGCAAGAAAAAUGUAAAUGUUCGUCGA